Messenger RNA from Sturnus vulgaris (Common starling), 1560 nucleotides. RefSeq names its product neuronal pentraxin receptor (gene NPTXR). NCBI's taxonomy places the organism in Eukaryota, Metazoa, Chordata, Aves, Passeriformes, Sturnidae. The record is from RefSeq and is a predicted model, not a curated record.
AUGGGCGUGCAGGGCAGAUGUCCGUCCCCCUCUCCAUCCCCGCCCGCUUUGUUUUCUCGCCGUCCGCGGGCUCGGGCCCCCCACGCCGCUGCCACCCUGAAGUUUCUGGCGGUGCUGCUGGCGGCGGGCAUGCUGGCUUUCCUUGGGGCCAUCAUCUGCAUCAUCGCCAGCGUCCACCCGGCCGGCACCGCCGCGCCCGCCGCCGCCGCCGACAAUGACUCGGCCGCCGCCGCCCUCCUGCCCGCCGCCGACAAGGGGCUGGGAGCGCUGCACGGCCCCGCCGAGGCUCUGGCCAGCGCCGGGCCGCGCCUGCCGGGGGGGCCGCCGCUCUUCAGCCGCUUCGUCUGCACCCCGCUGAGCACCGAGUGCCCGGCCACCGGCACCGGCACCGCCGCCGGCAGCGCCGCCGGCCCCGAGGAGCUGCUGGCGCUGCGGAGCGCGGCGGCCCAGCUGCGCCGCACGGCGCUGGAGCAGAAGGAGCGGAUCCGCAUGGACCAGGAGACCAUCCGGGAGCUCACCGGCAAGCUCAGCCGCUGCGAGGGCGGCCUGCGGAGCCCCCCCGCCGCCGCCGGGCUCCGCGCCGCCCCGCGUCCCGGCACCAUGGGCCACCCUCCCGACGAGCCGCCUGCCGUGCGGGAGCUGGAGGAGGCUGUCCGCACCCUCCAGGACCGAAUCGACCGGAUAGAGCAGGAGCUGCCAGCCCGCACCAAUGGCUCAGCACCCACUGCCCCGGCACUUGCCCGUGAUGCCCUCCACACCAAGAUGGAGCAGCUGGAGGAGCAGCUCCUUUCCAAGAUCCUGACCCUGCAGAAGGAGCGCCAGGCCGCCAGUACUGACCACAGCCAGCAGCAGCACAACAUCGAGAAGGAGCUGAACUCCCUCCAGAACCGGGUGACGGAGCUGGAGCACGGACCACUGGGCUACAGCCCUCCUGAUGCCUUCAAGGUGACCAUCCCAGUGCAGAACAACUACAUGUAUGCCCGCAUGAAGAAGAGCCUGCCGGAGCUGUACGCCUUCACCAUCUGCAUGUGGCUGAAGUCCAAGGCCCUGGCAGGCAUUGGCACCCCGUUCUCCUACUCUGUCCCGAGCCAAGCAAACGAGAUCGUGUUGUUGGAGUGGGGCUCUAACCCCCUGGAGCUGCUCAUCAAUGACAAGGUGGCCCAGCUGCCACUGAGUCUGAAGGACAAGGCCUGGCACCACAUCUGUGUGGCAUGGACCACCCGGGACGGCAAGUGGUCAGCAUACCAGGAUGGUGAACAGCGGGGCUCCGGUGAGAACCUGGCCUCCUGGCAUUCCAUCAGGCCCCAGGGCAUCAUCAUCCUGGGUCAGGAGCAGGACACACUGGGGGGCCGUUUUGAUGCCACACAGGCCUUCGUGGGAGAGCUGGCGCAGUUUGGCGUGUGGGACCACAUGCUGGCUCCAGCAGAGAUCCUGGCUUUGGCUAACUGCACCUCCCACCUCCAAGGGAAUGUGAUCCAAUGGGAUGACCAGGCGGUGGAGGUCUUUGGAGGUGCCAGCAAGGCAGGCUUUGCCGCCUGCGAGGAAGGGAGGAAGGCAUGA